AUUGAUAUCUUCUUGUCUCGGCUUGCAACUACGUUCCUGUACUUAAAUAGGUUAUUUGACGUGAUUUGAUGUGUGAGUCAAGUUUAUUCAUAAAAGAACUGGUUACUUAAUUUAGUGGAUGAUAGCAAUUUUACGACAUCUCAACGAACAGUUUAUUUGUACGAGAAUUAAAAAUCGAACUGUGAAUUGGUCAAAAAUGUGGUGAUAGUGAUGCGCCUAAAGGAGAAAAAUAACACAAAAUCAUUUAACAGCGUCUACAGGGUGCUUUCACGUUUAUGUCGUUCUGUGGAUAAAGGACAACUUGAUGGUUUCAUGGCGGAUGGCGUAGCGCCAACCCUAAAGAAUGGCCACAACUCAAAUGCGAGUUUUACCAGCCAGCCGGUGAAGCCAUCAUCGGACGUGUCCAGCGUUGUUUAUACUGUUGGCCACUAUCCUUCGAAGCUCUUGCGUAAUCUCAAUGCACAGAGACUGGAGAAUAAGUUCAGCGAUGUGGGACUGGUCGCCGAUGGCAAAGUCAUCAGGGCUCACAGAUCCGUCCUGGCCGCUGGUAGCGCCUACUUCAAUGCCAUGUUUACCGUCGGGCUGGUGGAGGAGCAACAAGAACUCGUGGAAAUCCACUCGAUCUCUCCUCAUAUACUUUCUCAGCUGGUGGACUUUAUUUACAGCGGCAAUGUGGACAUCACUCAAGAUAAUGUACAGGAGCUAUUUGCUGCCGCCGACAUGCUCGAGCUAGACGACGUAGUAGCCGGCUGUAUCAAUUAUCUCAAGCAACAGCUGCAUUAUUCUAACGCCCUUGGAAUUUACAGAUUCGCAGAAGCACAUAACAGACUGGAUCUUCUGGAGACUGCCCUACGCUUUAUAGAAGUCAAUUUUCCACAAGUCUGUCAGGAGGAGGAAUUUCUGGAUCUACCCAAGGAGCAUCUCGUUCAUUUUCUCAGUAGCGAUUACAUUCACAUAGAUACUGAAUGCCAGGUCUUCCAGGCCGCGUACAAUUGGAUCAUUCACGACAUCCCUGCGCGGCGAUGCUAUGUAUUUGAGAUCCUUGGCCAUAUACGCUUGCGACUGUGUUCAUUAGCGAGGCUAGAGCGUAUCAUCCUAGAAUGCAAGGACGCAAGUCUGAUCGUAGCGUUGCGAUCCAUACAGAAGGAUCUAGUCUCGAAUAAAGGUUGCCUGGUGCCUCUUCACGCUCAGCCCAGGGUCUGUGCCAAGAAGAACAUUCUGGUGAUCGGCGGAUCCAAGCGGGAGCACUCUGCGGACAGCUGGGGCAGAACCACUGAGAGCACUUACGAAACCAUUGAGAAAUACGACAUAUUCACCGGAGAAUGGAGCGAAGUGGCCCCAAUCAGCAUAGGGCGCAUUCUACCUGGAGUGGCCCUGCUGGACGGCAAAGUAUACGUCGUCGGCGGUGAGCUGGAGUCCUGCAUAAUUGCCAAUUGCGAGUGCUACGAUCCUCGCGACAACGUAUGGACAUCGAUCGCUUGCAUGGAAGAACCCAGAUGCGACUUCGGUCUCUGUGCCUUGGAUAACUGCUUGUACGCAUUCGGCGGAUGGGUGGGCGAGGAUAUUGGCGGUUCCAUUGAGAUAUACGAUCCGAUUACUAACACGUGGACUCUCGACGGCUACCUUCCGGAGCCACGAUUCAGUAUGGGUGUCGUCGCAUACGAAGGAUUAAUUUAUAUUGUGGGUGGCUGCACUCAUAACAGCCGACAUCGUCAGGAUGUGCUGAGUUACAAUCCUGUCACCAGAGAAUGGAACGAUUUGGCACCGAUGCUCACCCCACGCUCACAAAUGGGAAUCACCAUCCUCGAUGGGCACAUGUAUGUUGUUGGCGGUACUAGUAAAAAUCAAGAAGUCUUAACAUCAGUCGAAAGAUACUCCUUCGAGAAGAACAAAUGGGCUGCCGUCGCUCCCAUGAGCAUGGGCAAGUUUUAUCCGGCGGUCGCGGCGGCCGACAGUCGGCUCUACGUUAUAGGCGGCGACCAGUCGCAAGAAAUCAAUUUCUAUCGCACGCAGAUCACGAUCUCUACUGUCGAGUGCUACGAUCCCCACACAAACAAAUGGCACGAGUGCGCCUCUUUACCGUCGAGCAGAGGCGAGGCGACGGCAAUCGUCGCGCCUUUCUGAUUGAUGUUUUGAAUGUCCGUUUCGUUUGACAUGUUUGCUCGGCGCUUCUUACUUUUCCUACACUUCCUUUUUUUUUUCGAUAUCUGCUCUGCGCUGUCCAUCUUCAUCAAUUUGCAUCCAUUAGGUAGGUAUUGAAAAAAAUUCUAUUAAUUUUUUAAUAUUCCAUCAUUUCAUCAUUUUAUUUUUAACACUCGCAUAGAGAUGCUACGUGCAGUCGAAUGUCGAGAACUUGUCUGUUAUCAACCAGCUAAAUGUUUGUAAUGUGAACUUUUACAUUUUUUUCUCACUAUACAUUUGAUACACGAACGUCCAAGUGUGCGCAGAAUGAAAGGACUGAGAAGAGACUUCUCGAAACAACACGAGCAUUAUUUGACUUCCGAAGAGUUCAAACAUUUUUUAUAUCAAAUAUUUUAGAUCAAUGGGGAGAUUAUUAUUAUUUUUCAUAGAUACGUUGUAAUCGUUAAUUGGAAGGAACUUCAGAUCCAAAGAGUGCAGGGUCUGAAUGUGUUUUAAAAAAACCCCAGGAUCUAAGAAACAAACAAAAAUCUAGUUUUAUCAUUUAGAGUUUGGAUUUGAUGGCACUUAGAAUUUAGAUGUCUUCACUUCCAGACGUUCAACAGGUAAAUCUUUUUGCAAUAAAAUUUAUGAAAGCAUGUAUGCAUGGGAAAGAAAAAUGACAUCCGAGAUAUCAGACGUUCGAAAAAAGCAGGGUCCAAACCAUUCAUGUUAUCAAGAAUUUUGGAUCCAAAUCAUGAAAUUUAAAAAAACGUACAAUCCCAAAAAAUGAUGUCUAGAAAUAUCAAGCAGAGAAAUUGUCUUUGGUUUAUGUAUAUUCUCGAUUUCAUUUCUUGGAUUGCACGUUCUCGAUCUAUGUUACGAUUAGCUAUUCUCUAUGUUACAAACCAUUAUCUAUGUUACAAUCAGAUUAAAGAAAAACCGCGAACGGAUUUGAAAACAACAGAGAUGUUCGUAAUGAUAACGUACAGCGAAUACGUACAGGAAAUACUCGAGUACUUUUUAUUAAUUAAUGACAAGUAUUAAUCAUGUGCGCUAGGAAGGACUGAGCCUCUUUAUAUAUUAUUAAUAUAGUCACAUACCAAAGUUAUCAUAAUUUUUAAUCGCAUCGCUACAAGUUAAUAGCCUGUUAAACGUAAUAUAUGUAAGGAAUUAUAAGAUAAAUCCAAAGACACUUAUCUUUGGAGCGUGUAAGGGUCUAAAGGAUCUUCAAAACUUUAAAAAAAAAAAAAAUUAAUAGCAUUCCCACAAGUCUGUCACGAUAGCAUUUACAGAGUAUUGCCGCAAUUAUGAAGUCCGAAUACAUAAACUAAUCAAGAGUCCUAAAUUCACACACAGACGAAUAAUUGUAAGGUUCAAGAAUUUUAACAAGUCUUGUAUGCUCUACGCGUUAUAAAAUUUUAGUCUUCCGAAAUUUUUCAGUUAAAAGAAAAAUCAAUUGGCAUUUAGGAGGAAAAGAAAGUUUUAACAUGUAAUUUAUAAAUCUAACAAGUAUGUAAAAAGAGUACACUUCAAGACUCAAUAAUUCGAAAGUUCUUGGAGCCUUUAACCCUUGGCAUUUUGGAAACUUUGGAUUCGUGAAUCCGGAGAAGGAUACCUUAAUGUAAUAAAAUAACGAGGUGUUUCUUAAUUAGUGAAGUCGCGCGCCCAAUGUUUUGUAAAGUUUAAGGCCACAUUUUAUAAAACCGUUCUAAGAAUCGAAGAGUCGUCGCUGAUCGUUGUAACUAAUCGUCGAUGUAACAAUCCAAUUUGCCAUUGUUCGAGAUGCGAUGUUUGGUGCUACCGCGAACAUUCGUCAAACGAUACUCGAUUAUUCUCAAAUCUUUCGACACGCAGGGUAAAUAUGGGUGAGAUGACCUUGUUGGGUAAUUGAUCCUUUAUUAAUCCCGAUUGCUUGAGUGUUAAAUAAGUUCUUAAGCUUGUCACCUCCGCUAUCUUUCUUCAUU
This is a messenger RNA of Linepithema humile (Argentine ant), 4085 nucleotides long. RefSeq names its product actin-binding protein IPP. NCBI's taxonomy places the organism in Eukaryota, Metazoa, Arthropoda, Insecta, Hymenoptera, Formicidae. The record is from RefSeq and is a predicted model, not a curated record. Gene Ontology annotation, molecular function: protein binding.